Messenger RNA from Stylonychia lemnae, 2811 nucleotides. The record is from the annotation of a GenBank genome assembly. Lineage: Eukaryota; Ciliophora; Spirotrichea; Sporadotrichida; Oxytrichidae.
AUGCUAAGGCAGGUUGUACCAUUGUGUUUACAAUUUCAUGUUUAUUAGUUGCUUUUCUAGAUCUUAUAAGUACUUUAACAGUACCCACAGAUCCCGUUGAAGACAUUUGAGCCGCAUGAAGCAGUAAAAAACAUGAAAGAAGGAGAAUAAUUAUUAUUUUGUUAUUUGUGCAAAGCUCAUUGUGUUGAAGCUUCGAAACACUGCUCUUAAUGCGACAGAUGUGUAUUCAAUUUUGAUCAUCACUGUUAAUGGCUUAAUAAUUGCGUGGGAUAAUCGAACUAUAGAUACUUUUUUGGGUUGAUAGUUGCAACAAUGAUACUAAUAUCAGCUCAUUUAUCUAUCUGCUUAUACACUAUUAUCCUUUACUUCUAAGAUAGAGAUGAAUACAUUUUAAAUGUAGCCAAAUUCUAUAAAAUGCCAGAUUAUGAUUCAGAGAGACACAUUUUACUUCAUGAUAAUAACGUAUUAGAAGUUUGCAAAGCUCUAUUUGGUUUGACUUGGAUUAUAUUCAUAAUUGAAAUACCUUUCAUGAUAGGGAUAGCUCAACUUGUAUUUUUCCAUAUUUAUCUGAUUAGAACUGGAUAAUCAACUUUUGAGUACAUUACUUAAAAGUAGCAAAAGUAAAAAGACUAAGAGAUUAUUAAACUAAAAGAGAAAAUGAAGAAAAAUGGGGUAAAGCAUCGAGAAUAAAUUAAGUAAACAAUAAAUCAUUCAGAUUAGAUUUAUUCUUAACAGUUGAACUAGAGUCAAACUAUUAACUAGCAAUUCGAAGUUAAUAAUGAUUUGAAUAAUAGUCUUACUCCCUUAAAUGCUAGCCAUUCAAGGCUCUAGAAUUCUUAAUAAUCAUCUUUUAAAAAGAAAAAUAAUAGGAAUUUACAUCCAAGAACAAAAAGUGAUAGCUACAUCUAAGAAUCUGAUGACUAAAAAGAUUUUAGAGUAAUAAAAUAAAAGAAAAAAUCACUGUGCUAAAAGCUUAGUGCAAGUAUUCAUAGAGAAUAUCCUGAGGAUAAUAGCUCAAGACCUCUCAAAAAAUCUGAAAAGGAUGAGCAAUUUCAUUCCUAAAAUCAGCAUAUGAUAUUGGCAGAUUAGCUUAGCAAUAGUACCUAUCCAUUGAAUUAGUAAGAUACUAAAUAAAAACAGAAAUCUCAUCGAAGAUCUCAAAAAGAAGAAAUGAGUAUUAAGAUGAAUACCUCGAAGACCAGUUUCAAGAUAUUAGUCAAUAAUAAUCAGGCUAUUUAAUAAGAUUACUCCUUCAGUCGACAACAAAUGGGAACAAGCAAGAAUUAUGACUACGAAGGAGAUCACUACAAUGAAGAUCUAGAGAUAAAGGAAAUUAACAAGAAUGACCUGAGUAUUAUUGCUUUGAUGAAUGAUCAACAUCAUCUUGAUAGACCAGAGAACUCAUUUGAAAAGCAGCUCUAGCGUAUAUCGCAUAACUCAGAAUCUAACAACGAAUAUGAUGAAACAAACAGAAUGACUCUAAAUAGAAAUUCAGAAUUGUCUAUGUAUCAUCAUCGACCCUAGGUCAGAAGUCAAAUGAGUGGGGCUAAGGUUUAUAAAAGCAAGAAAGGCAAAAAGAAAAGGCAUACUUCGAACAUUUAGAACUUGAUGGUGACAAGUGGCUAUGCAUCAGGGGUUUGGUAGAUGUAAAAUGGCAUGACACAAGCAGACAAACAGUCUUCUUAGCACUCCUUGCCUUUUAUUACUAACUCAAUGGUAGAAAAGAAUGAAUUCUUGAAAAAUCUAGCUUAGGUGCCAAUUCAAAGUUUAGGUAAAAGCAAGUAACAACACAAAUAGUUAGUGUCUUAGCAUAAAAUCAAUGAGCCUGAGAGUGAACCUCCUUACUAAUUCUCAUAAAAGCACACCAAACAUUUGAAUAGCCUCUAAUCUUCGUAGCAGGAUAUGGUUAUUAAUAGUAACUCUCAAAGGAAAUUAAGGGAUAGUAAUUUUCAAUAGUUGAGAAAAUUAGAGUCAGGGGACUAAUCAAUCGCAAGUAAGAUUAUAAGUUUUCCUUAGAAUCAAGUAGCUGAUGCUUAAGCUAAUCUCAUUGCCAGAUUCUAAAGCCAGGAUGGCUACCUUUAUAACCCAUAGCCUGAAUUUGUGAAUGCUAUGCCUCAUCAUGAUCUUUUAGAUGAUUCAAAUGCUUCAUUCAAUGAACAAGAGGAUUCUGUACAUUAAAGUAAAUACCAUUCUUCAAGAUCUAUGGAAGGUGAAAAAUCCAAAUCAGAAAGUAGGGUGAAGAGAAAGGUAAAAAGUUAAUGUAAUGCAGAAUAAUAUGACCUUUAAAACAUUUAGAAUCGAAGCUAUACCGAUGCAGCAUACUAGGAUGAGAAUGACUACGGUGCUGAAGACAUCUAGAGAGUUGGAGAGGAAAAUGAAGAAGAUGAGGAAUCAGAGGGAUUACACGAAUAAGAUGACUUAAGCAAAAAGUUUGAAGCAAUACUAAGUGGAUCAGGCGCUUUUAUAAUGAACAAAUCUGAUUACGAAGAUGAUUCUAACUUAGAGUAGCCAAACAACUAAAUUAUUAGCGAUGAAAAUCAGAACAUCUUCGACAAUAAUGGUGCUACAAAUAAUUAGCCUGGCUAAAAGAAGACAAGAAAUUAGACUUUUUAGUAACAAACUUAGAUAAUCAGAUUCGAGAGAGAAAAAGAUCAGCUUAUUUCAGGCCUUUUAAGCCCAAUAGAUGCAACAGCAAAUACUAAUAAUAAAAGGUCGCAGUUUUCAAAGGUUCGCAGGAUUCAUAACUUCUCGCUAGAAUAUGUAAGCCCAAGGGUCGCGGGCAGCGAUAUAUAAGAUAAUUAAAACUUAUGA